UAAUGUAUAAAUUCGUCAUAGGACUUUUAUUAAUGAAUUUUUUGGUGAAUGCUUACAAUCCUACAAUUUAUGAAUUAUCAUUGAGACCUUGGCUCUAUGAAUUAACUUAUAAAUAUGGAAGAAAAAUUUCAAAAUUAAAUGAUAUACCAAUGGAAGAAUUUCAAAAUCUGAAAGACAUUGGAGUUGACUAUGUUUGGCUGAUGGGUGAGUUCUAUUAUUAAUGUAGGAAUUUGGCAACUUGGAUAAUAUGGAUUGGACUUUGAUAGAGCACAUGCAAACGACUAUAAGUCUAACUUACCUGACUUUACUAUUGAUGAUGUCAUUGGUUCACCUUACGCCAUCACCGAAUUUGUCUGUAAUUCAGAACUUGGUACAGACUAAGACAUUAUAAAUUUGAGAUAAAAACUUAAUGAUAUGGGAUUAAAGCUCAUGCUUGAUUUUGUUCCUAAUCAUUCUGCAAUUGAUAGUCCAUAUAGAACAUCAAAUAUUGAUUAUUAUAUUAGAGCUCCUCCUAAUACUCCUACACCCUAUGACUCUGAAUAUUACUUACCUGAUGGAGUUAGCUACGGUGGUGAUCAAUGGGAUGGAUUUUGGAAAGACACUGCUUAAUGGAAUUAUUGGAACCCAGAUACUAGAAACUAUCUUAAAUCUGUAGUGAAGAAGAUAGCUUCUAUGUCAGAUGGUAUGAGAUGUGAUAUGGCAAUGGUCAUAUUGAAUGAUCUUUUUUACAAUAAGUGGAAACCUUAAUUAGAUGCUUGGGGUUAUAAAAGACCAUCAACAGAAUUUUGGUCUGAAGCUAUUAAAGAAACAAAAUAACAAUAUCCAAAUGUUAUAUUUUUGGCUGAAGUUUAUUGGAGCAAGGAAUAGGAUUUAAUAAAUUUAGGAUUUGAUUAUGUUUAUGAAAAAUGGUUAUUGGAUCAAUAAGCUACUUUGGAUGUUGGAAAGGUUAGACCUAUAUUAUCUAAUUUGGAUUUUAAUGUAUAUAUAUAUGUAUUAAAGCAUUAGUAUGCAUCACAUUCAAAUCAUUUUGUUGAAAAUCAUGAUGAACCAAGAGCUAUUAUAAAGUUCGGUGGUAAAGAUUAUAUUUCCUGUGUUGCUGCAUUAAUGAGUUACUCUCUUCCUGGAGCUAGAUUUAUUAAUCAUGGUUAAUUAGAAGGGUUAUCUAAUAAAUUAGAUGUACAUUUAAGAAGAAGUUAUAAAGAAAAUGGUUCAACUUAUGCAAAAUAAUUUUAUGGAAAGAUCUUGGCAAUUUUAAAAAGAGAUACAUUCAAAUCAGGUAAUUGGACAUAAUUAAAUGUUACUGGAGAUUAAUAUUGGAAAUUCUUUGCUUUUAGAGUAAUAAAAUUGAAAUUAUUAUUUUUAGUGGACUAGUUCAUCAGAUAAAAUAGUUGUCAUUAUUAACUUUUCUGAAGGAUCUGGAUAUGGACUUGUCAAAUUAAGUGAUGCUUCAAGUGGAUAAUAAACUAUAACUGAAUUGAUGAGUGGAUAAACUUAUGUAAGAAGUGGAGAUGAUAUGAGGAAUAAUGGAUUGGGUGUCAUUGUUGAUGGAUGGAAUGCAUAAAUUUUUAAGUAUUUCUGAA
This is a messenger RNA of Paramecium pentaurelia, 1580 nucleotides long. The record is from the annotation of a GenBank genome assembly. NCBI's taxonomy places the organism in Eukaryota, Ciliophora, Oligohymenophorea, Peniculida, Parameciidae.